GUGCAACAGUAGGUGAAAUUCUUGUGUGCAGUUCCGAGCAACAUAGCUGUCAUGACAGUGAUGAGACAUAUACCAAUUACAAUAAACAACAUACUUACACAACACAAUUUACAUAUCAAAUGUACACAUACUUACACAACACGAUAAUUAUAUACAAUACACACAAUAUAGAAUACAAUAUAGAAUACACAAUAUGCAAUACAAUAAGUAAGGAGUAUAUGAAAUAUAUAUAUAUAUAUAUAUAUAUGAAGUAGUAUAUUGAGGAGAAUAUGUUGACAGGCAAUGUUGAGAAAUGCUCUUUGAUUCUUCAGAAAGCAUUCGAAAUGAAUGCUAAACCCAGAUCCGUUCUGGAUGCUGCUGUGCGGGAUUUCAAUUUAGGCAAACGCCGGCUCAUUUCACAUGAGGAUAAAGAGAACAUAUCAGGUAAGUUUACAGGAGUUUUUCGCACCAAAAUCGGUUACAGUUUAGUGUUCCACAACCGUUUUCCAUCCUCUCUCUGAUUCCAAAUUUAAAGGUCAGAUUUUAUGACCCCUGUAAUGGAUUGUGUUUUAGUGUCUGCACAUGAAACCGCACAAGAGCCUUUGAAAAGCAGCCUGAGGAGAUCAGAUGAAACAUGUGACCUGCAGGCCAGCUGCACUUUUACCCAGGGGAAUGAUCAAAAGUUCAGUCCACAAGAUGAAUAUGUGCCUGUGUGGAGAUCAGGGUCUCAACCGAGAAGAAUCACCAUGACAAAAGCGAGAUUCCACUGUCCGCUCCACAUUCCCUUUGCGUUCCACCAAGGAGAGGACUUCAGAUGGGGACUCCUACAAUUUACUAAAUCUUAAGCCACCUGUGAUUAGUCCAGAUCAUCUGUGUGAAGAUAUUGAAGAGGCGGGGACACUAUCACAGAACUCCUACACAAACCAGAAAGAAAAGAAACCGCUAGAAUCGAUGACACGAUUGACAUCAACCAGAUAAUCAGCUCAAACUCUCCUGAAAGUUGUCAGAUCUUCCUGAGAAAUCUGGAGAAGAGGGGAGACCCGCAUUCAGACCCAGCCUUUCUCUCCAGACUUCUGGACUGCUGCUCAAAAGUGUUCGCAGAUUUCCCAUGGCAAAGCAUAGCAAAACUGAAAUCUAUGCACGAAUGCUUGUGAGAUAUGCAGAGUUGAAAGGAAUUGAAGAUCCAGAAGAUGCUCAAGAUAAUUUCAGUAUUGCGAGAUCACACUGUAAAGCUCUUGCUUUUGUGCAUAUCGCACAUGCUCAGUUUGAGCUCUCACAAGGUAAUACAUGACAUUUUCACAUGUUGUAAAAAGGAGCCUGGGUAGCUCAGCGAGUAUUGACCCUGACUACCACACCUGGAGUCGCGAGUUUGAAUCCAGGGUGUGCUGAGAGACCCCAGACAGGUCUCCUAAGCAACCAAAUUGGCUCAUUUGCUUGGGAGGGUAGAGUCACAUGGGGUAACCUCCCCAUGGUUGUGAUCGGAGGUUCUCGCUCUCAGUGGGCCACGUGGGAAGUUGUGCUUGAAUUGCGGAGAGUAGCACGAGCCUCCACAUGCUGUGAGUCUCUGUGAGUCUUUCAUGCACAAUGAGUCACGUGAUAGAUUGCACAGAUUGACGGUCUCAGAAGGGGAGGCAACUGAGACUUGUCCUCCACCACCUGGAUGGAGGUGAGUAACCACACCACUACAAGGACCUACUAAGUAGUGGGGAUUGGGCAUUCCAAAUUGGGGUGAAAAAGGGGAUUAAAAAAAUGGGGCCUACCACUGUGAAGGAUUCAAUCUGUGCUAAAUUGUGUCAGUCAAACUGAUGAGAUCAGACUCAAAUGAUGAUCAGAAAUGUAUUUUUAAGUAAACUUCAGCUGCUUGUUUCCAACACUUGUUCAUUCAGAAUGAAAUGAAGAGGAGAAAGAUUUGACUCCCUUUCCAACUUUUACUCUUCUCUUCAGUUCUUCUGGUGUUUGGACUGAAAAGAAUGUUUUGAGAACUGAAUUUUAUGGUUUAUUUUUCAUAGGACAAUACACUCUUAUCUUAAAGGAUCAAGGAAAAUGUAAUUCCUUGUAAUAUCACACCUGGAUAUAAGAACAUAGUCUUAAAAAUGAAAGGUGCAUAGCAUGUCCAGAUCUUCCAUAAUAAUGUGUUUUUAAAAUCUCUCUGGCAAUUGUAGGAAGAGUAAUUUAAUACUUCAGAAAGCUCUGAGCUCAAACCCACGGCCAGUUGAGCUGCUGCAGACGGCAAUGAAACAUUUAAAUGCUGUUAAAACUCAACUGCUCCCCGCUGAGGAUGAACGGAUCACUGCAGUUUUGUGACUCCUGUGGUGAAGCAUGCGCCAGUGAUUGUGUCUGUUCCAUCUACAGCUCAGAAACUAGUUCACGCUCAGAGGCAGGUGUCCUAUAUUCAGCACCCAUCACAGACGCCUGCCUUCGCUUUCUCAAACGAGUCCAUCACAAUCAAGGGCAAACAGUUCUUCAUUUUCAAGAUGAUCGGCAGAGGUGGAUCCAGUAAGGUCUAUUGUCUUGUUUGACAAUAAGAAGUAUGUAUAUGCUUUGAAAUAUGUGAAUCUAGAGGAGGCUGAUGCACAGGCAGUGGAAAGCUACAAGAAUGAGAUGGAGCACUUGAAUCAUCUUCAACAGUACAGCGACCAGAUCAUUAAGCUCUAUGACUAGUAUCAUCCACAUUGAUUUGAAGCCAGCAAAUGUAGUAAUUGUGGAUGCUUCACUGAAACAGAUAGACUUUGGAAUCGCCAACCGCAUUCAGCCCGAUAUGACCAGCAUUAUGAAGGAUUCGCAGGUGGGGACACUAAACUACAUGCCACCAGAGGCCAUUAAAGACACUUCCUCUAAUGGAAAGCCAGGUUCAAAGUAGAACCAUGUAACAAAGAUUUGAAGAGAAUUCUCAACGAGCUUGCGGCUCUUCAGUAUCGCAAGAGCUGCUAGUAACCUGGCCAAGAUGUGCAACAGUGGGAAGAAAUUGGAUGUUUCUGCAUGUGUGAAAACAUCCACUCAGAUGCUAUGGAAAUAAUGAAGAUGCCAUGUGAGUUGUCUAUCAUGGCAUGUGGAGAUAGAGACUGGUUCUAACAGCAGGACUCCACUAUUUCGACUAAAACCACGAUUACUCAUGUAAAGGCUCAGGACCGCUAAUUGGAAGCCUUGAGCUUCUUCCUUCACUAGCUGCCAGCUUGCUUGCCACCUUGUUCUAGAUGUGUUAAGGAAAUUACACAUUUUGUGUGUCUUCCUUCUGAUUUUAUGUGACUAUGUAAUAUGCACUAAGAAAAUGUACAUGACAAAUAAACCUAUCCAGGUAUUCUCUUGAUGCCGGCCCAGAACGGACAUUUCAAAGUAGAAUAUACUGGCUUAGCAUAUUCCCUAAUUCCCUAAUGACAUAUUAUGGUCAUUUUAUAUGAUAUAGUACAGUAAAUAUAUUACAUAUUGAACAUUUAAAUCUGUUUCAAUGUGACACUACAGCUUGGUUUAGUGUGCUUCAUACUGUUGGUUAUAUUGGCUUUGUAUCUUUUAAUAAUUUAAGAGUUUAUCAAAAAUGUUUUUUUUUUUUCCUACCCAGACUUUUGAACAUGCCCUCAAUACACCUUUAAAAAGUAUUAAAAUCAGGAAAAUAUGUUGCAGCGAGGAUGAUCAGUGUGGAGUUGUUUAUUUUAAUAUUUCGCGUGUCUGAAGUGAAGUUACGAGUGUCCUGUUCAUUGGGGUCUUUUAUUUUGAAAGUAUUUCAUAGUGACGUCAUACAAAUGUCGCCGAAAGUUUCUGUCACGUUGUGUUUCAAUCUCGUGUGUUUCUCGUUGGUGAUCAGCAGCAGCGUUGCUGUAAACAACUGAAGGAAUAUAAAUGGAGGAGCUUGAACAACAAGACAUCGUGUUUCUUGAACUCAGACAAAAGUUGCAAAGUGGCCUUUUGUUCAUCCGGAGUGACAUUGUUCAAAAUGGUGCAGAUGUGAAGCUAGAGUCCAGAGAAGAGUCCACCUUAAACAUCCGAACACCUGAAAGGACUUAUCAGGUGAACUUAACACCUGGUGUAAGUCUAGUGGAGGCGUCAUGCCAGAAAAGUCCAGGAGUCACUGAACAUGGAUCCCACUUUAGACUGCGUCUAAACGUGGAGCAGCCAUUAGACACUCCCAGCAGUGUGAUUGGGCGGCUGAAAGUCAAGGAGACAAACUGCUUCCUGUGCCAGUCUUGUGGGUCCAGGGUGCUUCAGGACCGGGUUUUUAGGCGAGUUCUUCCUCUGCCCAAUGGAAACUGGAACACAUUAGUGGACGACUGGUGCUGCCACCCUGAUCCCUUCGCAAACAGGAAACUGCUUCCACGAGAUGACGACUGUCUACUUGGCGACACGUAUAUUCUGUUGGCUCGGGACAGCGGCUGUGAGCAGACUCUCACACAGGAAGUGACCUCAUAUCAAAUAGCUGCAGGUUCCAGCCAGAUUUCUGGAGAGCAGAAGCGAUUCAGUAAGAGUGUGAUGGUUUCCUGUAGGAACUGCUCUGCACUGUUGGGGGAGGAAGUCACUUCAGAGGUGCUGAAGUUUUACAUGACUGAAAUAUUAGUAAAGCCAAGUGAAGAUGGACAGUGUGAUAUAACACAACAUAGUUCACUGUCCAAGUCCAUUUCAACAAGGUUAGCAAGAUGGGGAUUCUUGGAGCAGACUUUGGCUUCCAGACUGGUCGAGCUCUCAUCUGCACAAAGUAUAUUUCGCUUUUCCAUCCAAACUCCAGGUGGCAAAGCCAUGAUUUUGCUGUGGCUUCUGAACACGGACACUCUGGUCGCCUCGUUUCCUGAUGCAGCAGUGAGGGGCGACAGCUUCAUCUCCGCAGGUGGCGUUCGCUCCGGAGAGCAUCAGUCAUUUCAGGCCGUUCCAGCAGUUAAAGUCCUCUAUCUCUCCUGCUCUGACAGCGAGCACAAAGACAUUGUGGAUGUAUGGGAGAAGGAGAUCAGCGUGCACCCUCUGCCCCUCCCUCAGAGAUCAUGUGAGGAGCUCCUGAAUCUUCUGAGUUCCAACACCUCCAGACUGCCGGCAUUCCUGCGCUCUAUGAACUCAUAUCAGGUGGCCUACAUGCGGAUGUAAUGUAUGGCGGUCCAGAGAGCAUCUCAAAACAGACAGAUUCUCCAGUUUAACAUCGUAUGGCAGCACUUUAUUUCAAUGAAACAGUCAUGAUGUCAUAGGCUGUAAACACCUAUGUAAAUGCAAGAUAGGCCUAAUUAAAACCUACAUUAUUGUAUAAAACACUUUUAUGUUGUUUU
This is a messenger RNA of Xyrauchen texanus (razorback sucker), 5219 nucleotides long. It is a transcript of the gene ube3d, whose product is annotated as ubiquitin protein ligase E3D. Gene Ontology annotation, biological process: protein polyubiquitination; protein monoubiquitination; proteasome-mediated ubiquitin-dependent protein catabolic process. The transcript is spliced from 22 exons. The coding region runs from base 3814 to 5043 and encodes 409 amino acids. The record is from RefSeq and is a predicted model, not a curated record. Gene Ontology annotation, cellular component: cytosol; ubiquitin ligase complex; nucleus. Gene Ontology annotation, molecular function: ubiquitin conjugating enzyme binding; cyclin binding; ubiquitin protein ligase activity. Lineage: Eukaryota; Metazoa; Chordata; Actinopteri; Cypriniformes; Catostomidae.